AUGCAGUUUUUAUUCAGGUUAAUCGUUUUCUUUUAUGUAUGGGGCAUUUGGGGGGCUCAGGGACAAAAGGAAGAGGAGAGCACAGAGGAAGUGAAAAUAGAAGUUGUGCAUCGUCCAGAAAACUGUUCCAAGACAAGCAAGAAGGGAGACCUGCUAAAUGCCCAUUACGACGGCUACUUGGCUAAAGACGGUUCGAAAUUCUACUGCAGCCGCACACAAAAUGAAGGCCACCCCAAAUGGUUUGUUCUUGGUGUUGGGCAAGUCAUAAAAGGCCUAGACAUUGCGAUGAUGGAUAUGUGCCCUGGAGAGAAGCGAAAAGUGAUUAUACCCCCUUCAUUUGCAUAUGGAAAGGAAGGUUAUGCAGAAGGCAAGAUUCCACCUGAUGCAACAUUGAUUUUUGAGAUUGAACUUUAUGCUGUGACCAAAGGACCACGAAGCAUUGAAACAUUUAAACAGAUAGACAUGGACAAUGAUAGGCAACUCUCUAAAACUGAGAUAAAUAAUUACCUGAAAAGGGAAUUUGAAAAAGAUGAGAAGCCUCGUGACCAGUCAUAUCAGAAUGCAGUUUUAGAAGAUAUUUUUAAGAAGAAUGAUCAUGAUGGUGAUGGCUUCAUUUCUUCCAAGGAAUACAAUGUAUAUCAACAUGAUGAACUAUAG
Messenger RNA from Puma concolor (puma), 657 nucleotides. It is a transcript of the gene FKBP7, whose product is annotated as FKBP prolyl isomerase 7. The record is from RefSeq and is a predicted model, not a curated record. Lineage: Eukaryota; Metazoa; Chordata; Mammalia; Carnivora; Felidae. Gene Ontology annotation, molecular function: peptidyl-prolyl cis-trans isomerase activity; calcium ion binding.